UCACAGUACAAUCACAGAAAUAUGGCGCUGCACUCGUACUGUUAACAGCUUUCGGCACAGAUAGUUGAUAGUGGAAGCACGCGAGAAAUGUUUCCGUAUUCAGUUUAUCUUUUGCAAGAAUCAAAGCGCUGCAGAAGCCGAAUUGAUCGUUUAUGUCAUCGAGCCGCUGUCAGAGCAGUUGACACAGAAGAAGGUCUGAGUACAUCGGGCGUUAAUGCUCCAUGCAUCGGUGAGAACCAUCACACAAACACUGCCGCUUUCAGCAAGUGGAGUCAUGCAGCAUGGGGUGCCAUUGCUCUGAUGAAAAGACUGAGGAGCAAAAACUUGAGGAUGAACUUCUGCUCCUGAAGAAAGCCAAGGCUGAGAAGCUGUUCAAAGCAGCCAUGAGUUAUAUGUUGUCUGGAGGAAUGGCACAGGAUCACAAUGCAGUGAUUGAAAUGUCGCUGAAGCUGGCCAGCAUAUAUGCCUCCCAAAACAAGAACGAGUUGGUGAAGCAUGGCUUCCAGUUCUGCACAGAGUCUUUAGAGGCCAAGAUUGAUAAAUAGAAGGACCUUCCACCAGAAAGCAUGUGAGAUGAGGAGCGUAAAGACACCAUGUUGCUGCUGGGUCUUAGUCUUGAUGCAAGGGUGCGUUAUUUGGCAGCUAAUCAGCAUUUCACAGGGGCUUGCAGGGAUUACCGGCAUGCCCUGCGGAUCUGCCAGGAGGCGCAAGGAGAGUCCCACCCACAGGAGAGUUUGAGGAGUCUGGUAAACUGUACCAGGAAUCUCUGGCCCUGGAACAUGCAGCUGGAGAAGGAGAGGCUGUUGAGCAGCUUCAGGAAGGGCUGAAAGAGCUGGCCAACAGGAGAGACAGGCAUACCAAGAGCAAAACUGAGGAACAGGAGCUUAAAGAAUGAUCCAAACACAAUGACUGUACACACACACACUCCAAGUUUGGAAGUAUUUUAUACUCCCAUAAAACUCAACGUUAGAACAAAUUGGUCAUGCUUGUGGAAGAAUGGCAUUCUUUGGAGCUUACUGUUCACUGGUUGCCAUUUCACAUGUUUUCCACCCUUUUGUGCCCUCAUUCAACAGUACACAGCAUACAAUGUCCGGUGCACUUUUUAUGCCUUACCUGCCAUCAGACUUGUUUUUGUACUGUAGUCUGGCUCUUAAAUUGAUUUAUUUAAAUGGACAUAAAUGGUUCCUAUGCAAAACAGAAUGAGGGAUGAUAAUGAAGACAAAUGAUCUACUAAUAUAAUCUAAUGUCUGAUUUUCUGCACAUCAGGGCAGCUCAUCAUUGGUCUACUGAAAUUAUGUGCAAUGGAGCGUUUCUAUGUAAUAAUCUUAUUCAAAGCCAACCUGUUGUGUUAUGUGUUUGAUGUAAGAAGUGACUUGAUAAAACUUUGAA
Myxocyprinus asiaticus (Chinese sucker) is the source of this 1389-nucleotide messenger RNA. Its product is annotated as tetratricopeptide repeat protein 19, mitochondrial-like. Gene Ontology annotation, cellular component: mitochondrial inner membrane. NCBI's taxonomy places the organism in Eukaryota, Metazoa, Chordata, Actinopteri, Cypriniformes, Catostomidae. The transcript is spliced from 7 exons. The record is from RefSeq and is a predicted model, not a curated record. Gene Ontology annotation, biological process: mitochondrial respiratory chain complex III assembly.